ACAUUGCUCUGUGGCUGAUUUCGUGUUUUGACUUUACGGUUAUGACAGGAGUGAAAAUGUUUUUAGUUUGUUGAUUUUGGGUGAUAACAAUACAAAAAAUUGAUAUUAUGAUCAUGUUUACAAUUUUCAUUAAAACUUCAUGUAUUGAUUGAAUUAAGAUUUCUGAGUGAUUUAUUAUAGAAAUGAAUCCGUGAUUCAGAUUCUUACAGUGCUCUCCAGUUAGUCGAUGACAGUGUUAUAAUAAAGUAAAAUAACAUGGAAAAUUCACACGAAAUGCAGGCCACAUUGUCAAACAACGCUGUUGAUAAAGGUCCAAGUUUAACUUCAGAGGGUGAACUUUUGAAAAGAAUAAAGGAAUUGGAAGAUGAAAAACAAAAAUCUCAUGAAGAGUUUGGUCAUCAACGAGCAAAGAUGAAAGAACUUUAUUUGCAAAAAGAUGUGGAACUGAGGCACGUGCUGGAGGAGAAGGAGCAGCUGCAGACGCGCGUCAAGAGCCUCAGCCUGGAGCUGGACGAGGCCAAGAGCCAGCUGGUGGUGGAGCGGUACCGCUCGGAGCAGGACGCGGGCGAGGAGAGGAGGAGGUUCCGGCAGGAGACCGCGUCCCUCCAGCAGCUCAUUCGAGAGACGAUCGAGGAGUCGAGCCGCCACGCGAGCGAGCUGGAGCAACUGCGUGCAGCCAACAGGCGGCUGGAGGCAGAGGUCCAGGAGAUGCGCGCGCACACAUCCACGGACCGCGACUCCCCCCUGCUCGCCCCCGCCGCCACCCUCUCCGCCAUGACCAAGACGCUGGCCCGGAAGGUGGCCAGCCAGCUUGGGGCCGAUCCCUCCGCCCCUUCCCAAGACAGCCUCGAAGACAGUAUGCGGAAGGUAAACAAAUAUGCACAAGAGGACGCAGAGGUGUUGCGCUCCCUGGUCGUGCCUCUGGAGGAAGAAAUCCAGGCCCUGAAAGACAAGUUGCGACACACCGACCAGCAGUUGAGGAAGUUCGAAGACAGCCAGGAUCAUCGGGUAAAAUGUGGAGAGAAUGAAGUACAAGUGUGUAUAGAUAAUGAUCUGGACCAAGUGGAAAGCCAUAGCUUUACAAAUGUGGACUCUCCUGCGAAAGUGAAAUCUGGUGACGGGGAGAACCAAGAGGACAGCUGCCCCGACGUUGAAGAGCAUCUGUCCCAGGACGUAACUGCAAGUCCUUCUCCUGUUGCGAGCUUGCCUCCAGCUGUGAUUGCAGUGACGGAGAACGAUGACAAAUCUAUCGAAGAUGCAAGUACAGUAUUAGAAGUAAAGGAUGUGUCUGCAGAUGAGGAUAAGACGGAGGCAACAUGUGAUAUGUGUUUGAAUUAUGAAACACAGCUGGUGAAAGCACAGCAACACACCAAAGAACUAGAGAAACAGUUAGCAGCCAUGGAACGCACCUGUGAACGCUUUCGAGAAGACCUAGUCACGGAAUCCACCUUUCGCAAAGAAAUGGAGGAAAAGUGGAAUGAAAAAAGAGAGGAGCACAAAGCCAGGGUAGCGGAGCUGAAGCAGCAGGUGGCGGAUGCGGAGAGCGUGCUGACGGAUCUGCGACAGGUGUUCAAGCAGGUGCAAGUGGACAUCAAAGAGAAGCUCCUCAGCCUGACCCAGCAGCGAGAGCAGGUCCAGGAACAGCUCACCAGGCUUCAGAAGGAGAACGAUAAUUUGAUUGGAAAGCAUAGUAUGAAUUCUGAAGAGCUGCAAGACCAGGAGAUAAACUUUCCAAAUACAGUAGAAGAGCUUCACGAGAUGCUGCUGGCGUACCGCGACGAGCUGAUCAAGGCCAAAGUGGCCAAGGAGGUGAAGGAGGAGCAGGAGCGGACGCUCCAGUGCGAAGUGCAGCUGCUGAGGGCGCAGAUGAAUGCGGAGCAGGAGGGCCGGGUCAGCAUGGAGGACAGCCUCACCGCCGAGCUCGAUUCCCUCAAGACACACUUGCAUCAGUUGGAGCGUGAAAACCACACUCAGCAGGAUUCUUUGGAGAAGCUAGAACUGACAGUUACCAGGCACCAAGAAACAAUAGCCAAUCUCAAGUUCCAGUUGGAGGAAGCUCUCAGAGCUAAGAAGCAGUUGGAAGACACUGUGGCAGACCUGCGCAGCCGAGUGGGCUCUCUGCAGCAAGAGCUGGACAACAGCGAAGCGGUCCAGAAGGACUUUGUGAGGCUGUCGCAGUCGCUGCAGGUGCAGCUGGAGAGGAUACGGGACACGGACACGGAGGUGCGGUGGCAGCACGACGACGACAUCGAGGACUGCCAGAACUGUCGGACUCCGUUCACAGUCUCCCGGAGGAAGCAACACUGCCGACACUGCGGGAGGAUCUUCUGCGGUAACUGCCUGUCGCACAGCGUGCAGAGCGGGCCGAACCAGCGCCCGUCGAGGGUGUGCGACGUGUGCCACACUUUGCUGGUGCGGAACACUGCGCCCUACUUCAGCACGGAGCCGCCGCACACGCCGGACUGAGCUGUUCUCUGCCGCGGUCCUUCUCCGAGGGCUUGUCUGCUGCGCCCCAGCAAUACUAACGAAUUCCGGCAACAAGCAUUCAUCGAACAUGAAAUUAUUUUGCGUACAAAUUUUCUGAAGCGGGAAAGAAAUUGUCCUCUUAAGUCAUUUUACUCACGUGAAUUAGUGUGGACUUUUUUUUCUUCUUUCUUUCGAGUUACAACAAGCACAAUCAAACAUGUAAGAAUGAUAACUGUUAGGUAGCUAAUAUCUAAAAAAAAAUUACAUGUUGAAUGAAUAUUGUACAGUCAGUGUGAAUAGCUACUGCUUCAGAGAGCGUUUAUUGUACAUUGAGAAGAGAAAAACCUUAUGUUUUGACAACUAUGAACUUGUAUAUGAUCAGCUUAAAAAUUAUAUAGUAACAACCGUCAUGGGAAGGCCUGUGGUAUAGCAGAAGUAAAAAUGAAUUUGUUCUUUAGGCCAUAACCGAAUGAAUGAUAAUAUUUUGAAAUUAAUUUCCACCUGCAUUUUCAUUAUCAUUGAGAAUGGUUACUUUGCAAGCAGGAAUAUUAAAAGUGGAAUUUAAUAUUUUCUUAGUACUAGUAUCAUGUUUGAUAUCAGAAUCUUUAUGAUGUUGGAAUUAUGCCUGUGUUUUUUUUUUUUUUUUUUAUCUGUUGGUUUGAGCCCAGUUAGAUUCUUCUUUGAAACCUUACAUUUCAUUUCUUGCAAGUAUGUACGUUUUUUUUGUAUGCACGUCUCUGUAGCAUUUGUGCAUGCACAUUUUUUAUGUGGACAAGUGCACUUGACUUUUUUUUAUAUAUUGCUUCCAGCAUUUUCCUUUGCUAGAUUUUCCAUCUUACAAUUUAUUGCAGCUGGUGACCAAAUCCCUGUGGGAAUAAGUUUUGUCAAAUCCAUUUCUAUUUAUCUCUUUCAAAGUUUUGGGAACUAUUAUGCAAAGCCUGCGUUGUUUUGGCUGUCUCGUUUAUUAACAUCUCACUUAUUUGGAUGUGCCUUUAUUUUCUUGACUGACUUUCACUCCAUCAUAUAUUUUUUCCCUUGAAGUAGCAGUAGUAUGUCUUAAUUUCAAAUAUAGCUUUCUUUUGCUAGGUACUUGAUAUGUUAAUAUUCAAAUACACAUUAAUUUCACUCUUUUCGCACUUUUAUGCAUUUAUGACAAAAUAUUUUCUCUGCAUUUUUUUUUUGUGUAGCUAAUCACCAAUUUACAGCAUCCAGAAAAACAAGGGUGGUUUUUGUUCUAACAAGCAGUGUUAUCUGAUAUCUUUAUAUACAUACAUGUCUCUCGGUACAAGAGAAUUGAGUACCUGCAUGUGCCCAUCUUUUAUUAAGUUAUUAGAAGCAAACCUGGCUAAUUAUCUCAAAUCUAUUAAGGUACAGUAAUUUGUUUGCAUAAAAUGUAAAGUAGUGUAUGACAAAGCAAGAUGUCUUCAUUUAGUGAAAUAAGAAGGCCUGGAUCAUUAUGUAAAUGUAAUAUGCUCAUAGGUUUUUUUUUGUGUCAUCUGCUAUUAUUUUAUUUUAAUUUUCACUUUUCAUCAAAAUUUUUAUUUUAUUCAUAUAAAUUUUUUAAAUGCAUGUAAAUUGAUUUCAGACAUUAUAUUUGUUUGCCGACAGUCUCAUUUGAUUAAAUACUGCUGCAGUUAUAUGUAUGUAGUGAAGGGUGAGUUUUUAAGGUUUUUAAAGCAUGCACCCAGUUAUCACCAUGUUGUUGUAUGUAGUUUUUUGCUCUUUCUCUGUACACCUUUUUGAACUGUUAAGCUAACUAUUUUCUUUGUUUACUAUGAGUAUGUUAUUACAUAUGUAUUAAAAUUUUAAAAUUAAUAUUCUUUGCUGUUUACUGCUUUUUCGGUAACAGCAUAGCCAGUUCCUGACUUAUGAAUCUACAAUUUGUGAUGUAAUUAAAUUAUUUUAGUUUGUUGAAAGUUUAACUAAAGUUUAUUUUUUGUGCCAUUUCUGUGAAUCAUUGUACCCAGUUAUUGAUAUAUAAUGAUCAAUAAGUAAACAAAAUGAUGAGUUCUAUAUUUAUAUUGAUUGAUCUUUGAUGGUAGUUUGUACAGGUACCUACAGUUAUCACUCUAAGACUAUCAAUGGUGCUGUGUUUAUUUCUGUUGUUGCUUUUUUGUUUUGUUAUUUAUCCUACUUUCAGAUGAGAUAAAUUUAUGUACAGUGGUAAA
Bacillus rossius redtenbacheri is the source of this 4634-nucleotide messenger RNA. It is a transcript of the gene Rbpn-5, whose product is annotated as rab GTPase-binding effector protein 1. Gene Ontology annotation, biological process: endocytosis. The coding region runs from base 256 to 2466 and encodes 736 amino acids. The transcript is spliced from 15 exons. Lineage: Eukaryota; Metazoa; Arthropoda; Insecta; Phasmatodea; Bacillidae. The record is from RefSeq and is a predicted model, not a curated record. Gene Ontology annotation, molecular function: growth factor activity; metal ion binding; GTPase activator activity. Gene Ontology annotation, cellular component: intracellular membrane-bounded organelle.